Messenger RNA from Notolabrus celidotus (New Zealand spotty), 1878 nucleotides. RefSeq names its product 4-hydroxyphenylpyruvate dioxygenase a (gene hpda). NCBI's taxonomy places the organism in Eukaryota, Metazoa, Chordata, Actinopteri, Labriformes, Labridae. Gene Ontology annotation, cellular component: Golgi membrane; endoplasmic reticulum membrane. The record is from RefSeq and is a predicted model, not a curated record. The transcript is spliced from 15 exons. Gene Ontology annotation, biological process: L-tyrosine catabolic process. Gene Ontology annotation, molecular function: lactoylglutathione lyase activity; metal ion binding; 4-hydroxyphenylpyruvate dioxygenase activity. Bases 265 to 1452 code for a protein of 395 amino acids.
GAUAACUACUUUUGCACAUGAGAGGUAUGCUCAGUAUUUUAGGAAAAUCACCCAUGAUUCUACUAUUAUGUCCCCCCUAAAAUAUAUUUAUAACUCAAAGGACUUUCUGGUUACAUAAAGGUUAGAUGACAUUUUUUAAAAUCCCCAUAACUCAGGUUAAUGUAACAGUGUUACUAUGGUGACAGAGGACUGACUGAACACUGGACCCAGGCUGAAUGAACUUUUUUUUGCAUAAGUGCAGCAGGGCGCCGGGAGGCGGACAGCAUGACAUCCUACACAGAUAAAGGGGAGAAGCAUGAGAGGGGAAAGUUUGUCAGGUUUCAUCAUGUCACCUUCUGGGUCGGCAAUGCCAAACAGGCAGCUUCUUUCUACUGUGGUAAAAUGGGAUUUGAGCCUCUGGCCUAUAAGGGAUUGGAGACGGGCAGCAGAGAGGUGGUGUCUCAUGUCAUCAGACAGGACAAGAUCAUAUUUGUGUUUCAAUCUCCGCUCAACCCUGGAAACGAAGAGAUGGGAGAACACUUGAUCAGACAUGGUGAUGGGGUCAAAGACAUCGCCUUCCAGGUGGAGGACUGUGACUACUUAAUCAAGACAGCGAGGGAGCGAGGAGCUGAGGUGGUGAAGGAGCCGUGGGUGGAGCAGGACAGCUAUGGGAGAGUCAAGUAUGCUGUGGUCCAAACGUAUGGAGAUACAACACACACGCUCAUUGAGUACCUCAGUCCGUACAAAGGCCUGUUCCUGCCGGGACACAAAGAACCUCUGUUCAGAGACCCUCUGUUAGCCACACUUCCAGCAGGAGGUUUGAACUUCAUCGAUCACAUAGUGGGAAACCAGCCAGAUGAUGAAAUGGUGCCAGUUACAGACUGGUAUCAAAAGUGUUUGAUGUUCCAUCGGUUCUGGUCAAUAGACGACAAACAAAUCCACACACAUUACAGCGCACUGAGGUCCAUAGUGGUGACCAACUAUGAAGAGACCAUUAAAAUGCCCAUCAAUGAACCUGCCGCAGGGAAGAAGAAGUCACAGAUCCAGGAAUAUGUGGACUAUAACGGAGGACCAGGUGUUCAGCACAUCGCUCUCAACACGUCAAACAUCAUUCAAGCUAUAGUGAACCUGCGAGCCCGGGGGAUGGAGUUCCUCUCAGCUCCUGACACAUACUACACUAGCCUGCGGGAGAAACUCAGAUCCGCCAAGAUCAAGGUGAAGGAGGACCUCGACCGUUUACAGGAGUUAAAAAUCUUAGUCGAUUUUGACGACAAGGGUUACCUCCUCCAAAUCUUCACCAAACCUGUGCAGGACAGGCCAACGCUUUUCCUGGAGGUCAUUCAGCGGAACAACCACUUUGGCUUUGGGGCAGGAAACUUCAAGUCUCUCUUUGAGGCCAUUGAGAAGGACCAAGACGCCAGAGGUAACCUCACCGUGUUGACACCUGAGGGUCAGGCCAAAGCCUUCUACUGAUCAUCCAUCUGCUGCUGCUUAAACACACUUAUAUUUUUAUAUAUGGCUGUACAUUUCAGAUCAAUUACAACCCCCUUUACUACAUUGUUUAAGAGGGUUGAUAAUCAUCAUGUGAGGCUGAAAGUGCUAUCAGGUAUGUUUCAAGUUUGCUGUAGAUUGUAGGAGAAAUAAAGAAGCUGGAGCUCAAUUGUGUUUUGAUGGGGGGGUUAUGUUUGAAGGGAGCAUUUAAAAAGUCAAAAAAAAUUAUGUUGUCUUGCAAAUAGUUGGAUGAGAAGAUUUGCACCACUGUUAUGUGUAUACCAAGCUGCAACAGGUGGGACUGUGAAAAGAAGCUCAAAAACUGCAGUUCCUUGCAUGGCCACUUGAGGCUGGCUCCAAAAGGAGCUCAGUUCUGUCAGAGCAACACAAUAAACUGUAUAAAACAUA